Molecule: messenger RNA, 865 nt
Organism: Electrophorus electricus (electric eel)
Lineage: Eukaryota; Metazoa; Chordata; Actinopteri; Gymnotiformes; Gymnotidae
Gene: asip2b
Product: agouti signaling protein, nonagouti homolog (mouse) 2b
Biological process (GO): hormone-mediated signaling pathway; neuropeptide signaling pathway; positive regulation of feeding behavior
Cellular component (GO): extracellular region
Molecular function (GO): neuropeptide hormone activity; type 1 melanocortin receptor binding
Source: RefSeq, a predicted model, not a curated record
GAGGUAAUAGUAGGCGUGGGCUUGUAUGCCGUGUAGCUUUAAAGUUUGAGACUGAAAGGGUAUAAUGUGAUCUGUUUUUAAUACAGUGCUUCAGGCCACUCGUGUGGUUUUCUACCUAAACCCCGGGUUCACAUUUAACCUAUUAUCAAAGCUAGGCAUUUCAAGCUUAGACCUGCGGCAAAAGAGAAAGGCAUAUGGCCGGUAGAUACUUGCUCUGUAUUUGUUUUCUCUUUUUAAUGGUUCUGUCUGUAGUGGAUGCGACAGAGGGAACAGACACGCGCAGGAAGCAUGAAAACGACGUCGCGAAGCAGAGUUCCCCAGUUACAGCAGCAUGGAAUCAGGAGAAACCGAAGCGGAUCUUCGCCAGAACACGCUACCUUCCUCCGCUGGGAACACACGUGCAAGGGCCCAUCCCGGAGCUGCUCGGUGAGGCCCAUACCCCGGUUCGCCGAUGUGCCCUUCUUAACGAGAGCUGCUUGGUAAACACACCUUGUUGCGAGCCAUGCGCUUCCUGCCACUGCAGACUCUUUAACACCAUCUGCCACUGCUGGAGGCUGGGAGCCUGCCACAAAAAGACAUAACGUCGCCAGGCUACGAUGAGUAUUAGCAGGUCAUAAAUAGCGCUUUACACGCUACACAUGCUUUCCGUACAGUGUGCAGACACCCUUAGGCAUAGGCCUAUACUGAAAUUCUUGUCUAAGCUUUAUAGUACAAUUAACAGACCAAAUAUUAACCUCUAAAUAUACAUAAAACAGUGUGCAUAAUAGUACAGUAUUGAGUCUAGAUAUUUUUUAGCAUAGUAGGCUAUGUAUAGAUUUUUGUAUUGUCUUGCAUAGCGUCCAUUAAAGGAAACAUAUUGUGCUCA